GUGUAAAUAUAUAGUGCCUUUCACAAUAUUUAUUGAGAAACUAUUGUACAACUUGACAUCAUAACAGUUGCGUCCAAGCCGAUACAUACGAUGCAAACCCCACUUCAUGACUUAGUAAUACCUCAGGUGUGCAAGGCCGCGUUUUACGAAAAGACGAGGGCGCCAGCCGACGUCGACUCUGUGCAGUUCCUAGAUGUGCCCGUGAUCCAACCUCUUGAGGGACAGGUAAUCGUAAAGAUGAGAUAUUCUUCACUUAAUCCAGUUGAUUGGAAGCUUAUGUCUGGGGCACCUCCUGGAUGGGGCCAUGACCUCCCCUUUGUACUAGGAUACGAUGUGGCUGGUACUGUGGUAGCUCUGGGCGAGGGUGUCACACAUCUAAGAGUAGGACAUGAAGUGUUUGGGGUCAACUGGGGCGAUGGUAGCCAUAAAGUGGAAGGAGGUCCCAGUGGAGGUUGUUUCAAAGAGUAUGCGACUAUGAGCGCCAAGGUGCUCUCAUUACGACCACCUGAGUUAUGGGCAGUAAAGGCUGCUGCAGUAAGUUUGGCAGGAACUACCGCAUACCAGGCGGUAGCACAGCACAUGGAUGUCAAAAAGAAAGACAAAGUGCUUAUACUGGGGGGAUCAGGUGCCGUAGGACAACUUGCGAUUCAAAUGGCAAAGGAGUUGGGUGCUUGGGUGGCCACUACAUGUUCAUCUCGUACAGCCGACUUUGUUAAGAAGAUCGCCCAGCCGGAUUUAAUUAUCGACUAUAAUGAGCAGAAUUGGUAUAAAAUGCAGGAACUAGAUAAUCUUGACUCCAUAUUUGCAACGUUUGGAGAUAUAACUACCUUCCAGCAUGCGGAAUAUAAGCUUAAGGACGAAGGGCGGUAUGUAUCUAACUCGGAUUGUGAUGCCCCUGUGGCACUCAUUCCCAAAGACAAGCAUCUAAAGUACCACGCAUUCUUUUGCUUGUCAAACAACACAGAACACCAAGAUGUAUUAGCAAACCUAAUUGUUGGUGGUAAGUUGAAUCAGGUUAUUUGCGAAGAAUUCCCGUUCACAGAGGCGGGUGUAAAGUGUAUUAUUGAAAAACAAUUGAGUAAUACAAGCAUGGGAAAGAAUGUGAUCAAAUUUGAUUGAUCAUAAUCUCACAAGAAUACUCGUGGAUAUGAAUCUCGAUGUAGGUAGCAAUAAAAUAAAUCCAAGUCGCUUUGCUAUAGUUGGGACAUUUUGAGAAAUGUGACGUCUGAAGUAAUAGUGCAAGCUUCGCCCCCAUAAAAACGAUGUAUCUAAUUACCCAUGUAUAUAGAUAUAUUUAUAUAUAUAUAUAUAUAU
Sphaeroforma arctica JP610 is the source of this 1314-nucleotide messenger RNA. RefSeq lists its product as hypothetical. The record is from RefSeq and is a predicted model, not a curated record. Gene Ontology annotation, molecular function: oxidoreductase activity. The transcript has a single exon. Lineage: Eukaryota; Ichthyosporea; Ichthyophonida. The coding region runs from base 91 to 1119 and encodes 342 amino acids.